This is a messenger RNA of Gossypium raimondii (Peruvian cotton), 1465 nucleotides long. Its product is annotated as eukaryotic translation initiation factor 1A. NCBI's taxonomy places the organism in Eukaryota, Viridiplantae, Streptophyta, Magnoliopsida, Malvales, Malvaceae. The transcript has a single exon. Gene Ontology annotation, biological process: translational initiation. Gene Ontology annotation, cellular component: cytoplasm. The record is from RefSeq and is a predicted model, not a curated record. The coding region runs from base 92 to 529 and encodes 145 amino acids. Gene Ontology annotation, molecular function: translation initiation factor activity; RNA binding.
UUUCAAUUUUCAUUAUCAAGAAUAAGAUCUUCAAUUCAAAAACUAUUUUUUUCCGAUCACCGGAGAUAACCACAGGAGAGAAGAAAAAAAGAUGCCAAAGAACAAAGGAAAAGGAGGAAAGAAUCGGAAGAGAGGAAAGAACGAAGCCGAUGAUGAGAAACGAGAACUGAUCUUCAAAGAAGACGGCCAAGAAUACGCUCAAGUGAUCCGAAUGUUAGGCAACGGCCGAUGCGAAGCCAUGUGUAUCGACGGAACGAAACGGCUCUGCCACAUCCGUGGCAAGAUGCACAAGAAGGUAUGGAUAGCCGCCGGCGACAUCAUCCUCGUCGGCCUUAGGGAUUAUCAAGAUGACAAAGCUGACGUCAUCAUGAAAUACAUGCCUGAUGAAGCUAGGCUUCUCAAGGCUUAUGGAGAACUCCCGGAGACUACGAGAUUGAACGAAGGUGUCGCCGGCGGAAUUGAUGAGGACGAUGAUGGCGCCGGCGAUGAUUAUAUUGAAUUUGAAGAUGAAGAUAUAGAUAAGAUCUAAAACUUAUUUUAAAAUAUGCCAAUGCAUUUGAUAUUAUUAUUUGAUUUUUUGGAUCUAAAUUUAUUCUAUAACACAACAACAAUGCUUUUUUUUUCCUUUAAAAUAUUAGGGUUUAUUUACAUUGUUAUAAAAUUAUUUUCAUGAUAUUUGUUCUAUUUGAUAAAUUAUGCAUAUCGAGUUUUACAUAAAUUAAAAAUAUUUAAUUAUUUGCUUAAUGUAAAAAAUACGAUAAUAUACUUGAUGCAUAUGAGAGAAAUAUUGUAUUGAUUUGGAACUUUACUAUACAUGAAAAGUAUAGUUAUAUUUAUAUCGAAAUUCAAUAGUUGAAUUAUUAAAAAAAUUAAUCUUACAAAAAUAUUUCUUCAUUAGUUAACGGGUUGUAUUGUUCUCGGAUCAAGUUAGGGUUUUGUCUUCCAACUUUGUUGAGAGUCCAAACUAAAGGCAGGAUUCACAAAAACGGAGUGCCUUCUUAGAUCGAAUCAUGCGUGGCACAUGACCGCCUACUGAGGAAAUGUGAGUGUUGUGCACUUGGUAGGGUUUGAAACCUUGUACCCUUGGUAGAUGGUUGUACGCCACUCAAGAUCCGAUCCAACAAGAUGUUAUCACUUUGUGACUCUUGUGUAGCUCUUCAUAGAGUUGGAAGGUAAACCUUGACUUGAGACAACACCAAACAUAUUGAAAGGUUCGCUAACUUUGAAUAAACGCGCUUUAAAAACUCCCCUAAAAAAGUCAAAAACCCCUCAACAUCAUCAUCAUAAUAAGAAGUCAUGGUGUGAAGGCUGAGAUUUGGAAGUUCUUGAUGUCUUGAUGCUUCUUUGUUUCACCUAAAUUCAAUAUUAGUGAUUAUAUUGUAAUUUUUGAUCGUUAAAGACCAAAUUGUAAUUUCUUAAAGUUUGGUGAUCAACAUAUAAUUUAAAUCAUAUAUAUGUGACUAAA